AUGGACGAGAUUGUAGAAGACUCGAGCAGAGUCAUGGAGAUAGAAGGACAGAAUGAUGAUCUGGACCGGUGCGUGGUGGAGGAGGUUGAGCUAACCGUUCCAAAAACCGAUGAUCCAACGUUACCGGUUCUCACAUUUCGAAUGUGGACUUUAGGUCUUGGUGCGUGUAUCAUACUCUCGUUCAUAAACCAGUUUUUCUGGUACAGACAGAUGCCGUUAACCAUUAGCGGAAUCUCGGCUCAGAUUGCGGUCGUGCCACUUGGUCACCUGAUGGCUAAGGUUCUUCCUACAAGGAUGUUCUUGGAAGGAUCAAAGUGGGAGUUUUCUAUGAAUCCAGGUCCUUUUAAUGUCAAGGAACAUGUAUUGAUCACGAUUUUUGCUAAUUCGGGAGCUGGAACGGUUUAUGCGACUCAUAUACUUAGUGCAAUUAAGCUCUAUUAUAAGAGAUCUCUUCCAUUUCUACCGGCUUUUCUCCUUAUGAUCACAACGCAGUUUCUCGGAUUUGGGUGGGCUGGUCUAUUCCGUAAACAUCUUGUUGAGCCUGGUGAAAUGUGGUGGCCAAGCAAUCUAGUUCAAGUGUCUCUCUUCAGUGCCUUGCACGAGAAGGAAAAGAAGAAAAAGGGAGGCAUGACCCGAAUCCAAUUCUUCCUCAUUGUCCUUGUUACCAGUUUUGCAUACUACAUUCUCCCUGGUUAUUUAUUCACAAUGAUAACUUCCAUCUCAUGGAUCUGUUGGCUUGGUCCCAAAUCGGUUUUGGUUCACCAACUCGGUUCAGGUGAACAAGGUCUUGGUAUUGGCGCAAUUGGUAUUGACUGGGCUACAAUUAGCUCUUACCUCGGUAGCCCACUCGCGAGUCCCUUAUUCGCUACAAUCAAUGUAACCAUCGGUUUUGUGGUGAUCAUGUAUGUCGCCACUCCAAUUUGCUAUUGGCUAAAUAUUUACAAAGCCAAAACAUAUCCCAUCUUCUCAAGUGGGCUUUUCAUGGGCAAUGGCUCGUCCUAUGAUGUUUUAAGCAUCAUUGAUAAGAAGUUUCAUCUCGACCGAGAUAUAUAUGCAAAGACUGGUCCUAUCAAUAUGAGCACUUUCUUUGCAGUCACAUAUGGUCUUGGGUUUGCUACUUUGUCCGCAACUAUUGUCCAUGUUUUACUCUUCAACGGAAGGGAUUUAUGGAAACAAACAAGAGGUGCUUUUCAGAGGAACAAGAAAAUGGAUUUCCACACGAGAAUCAUGAAGAAAAACUAUAGGGAAGUUCCUAUGUGGUGGUUUUAUGUGAUCCUCGUACUCAACAUUGCGCUCAUCAUGUUCAUAUCAUUCUACUACAAUGCAACCGUGCAGCUACCUUGGUGGGGAGUGUUGCUAGCUUGUGCCAUUGCUGUCUUCUUCACUCCGCUUAUCGGUGUUAUCGCCGCCACCACUAAUCAGGAACCGGGUUUGAACGUCAUUACGGAAUAUGUAAUCGGGUAUCUCUAUCCAGAACGUCCGGUUGCUAACAUGUGCUUUAAAGUAUAUGGAUACAUCAGCAUGACUCAGGCUCUAACAUUCAUCCAAGACUUCAAACUCGGACUCUACAUGAAGAUUCCUCCUAGAAGCAUGUUCAUGGCACAGGUGGUUGGGACGCUUGUGUCUGUGGUAGUGUACACAGGAACUGCUUGGUGGUUAAUGGUAGACAUUCCUCAUCUAUGUGACAAAUCUUUGCUUCCUCCAGAUAGCGAAUGGACAUGUCCCAUGGACCGUGUCUUCUUUGAUGCUUCAGUUAUUUGGGGACUUGUAGGACCACGUAGAAUGUUCGGUAACUUAGGAGAAUACGCAGCCAUAAACUGGUUCUUCCUCGUAGGUGCAAUCGCUCCUUUCUUUGUCUGGCUAGCGACCAAAGCAUUCCCAGCUCAUAAAUGGAUCUCGAAGAUUCAUUUUCCGGUCAUUUUAGGAGCAACCUCGAUGAUGCCACCCGCGAUGGCGGUUAACUUCACGAGUUGGUGCAUCGUUGCAUUUGUGUUUGGACACUUUUUGUAUAAGUACAAGAGACAGUGGUGGAAAAAGUAUAACUACGUUUUGUCGGGUGGUUUAGACGCGGGCACUGCGUUUAUGACAAUACUUAUAUUCCUAUCGGUUGGACGCAAAGGAAUUGGAUUGUUGUGGUGGGGAAACGCUGAUGAUAGCACAAACUGUAGCCUCGCGUCUUGUCCUACCGCUAAAGGCGUUAUUAUGCAUGGAUGUCCAGUUUUAUGA
Arabidopsis thaliana (thale cress) is the source of this 2226-nucleotide messenger RNA. It is a transcript of the gene OPT9, whose product is annotated as oligopeptide transporter 9. The transcript has 6 exons. Gene Ontology annotation, cellular component: membrane. The record is from RefSeq and is marked reviewed. Lineage: Eukaryota; Viridiplantae; Streptophyta; Magnoliopsida; Brassicales; Brassicaceae. The coding region runs from base 1 to 2226 and encodes 741 amino acids. Gene Ontology annotation, molecular function: oligopeptide transmembrane transporter activity. Gene Ontology annotation, biological process: oligopeptide transmembrane transport; transmembrane transport.